GCGGAGAAAGGUAAAAACGAGCACACAAAAUGAAAGGGUCGUCGUCCUCCUCUUCUCCUUCAUCUUCCUCAUCUCCUCUCCUUUUCAUCUCUGCUUAAUCUUUUCUCUGGGGAAUCUAGGGUUUAUUGCUAUUUCUUAACCCUAGGUUCCUCGAUCGGCUUUCUCAAUCUGUUCUUUGAUCUCGUAGCUCCUGAUUCAUCGCGACUUCCAUGGAGGGAAUGGAAGAGACUACAAAGGCCGAAGCUCACCUGACAUCGGCCGCAGCUUUUGUGGAUGGGGGCAUCCAAGAUGCCUGUGAUGAUGCCUGCAGCAUCUGUCUCGAAGUCUUUUGCGACAGCAAUCCUUCAACGGUGACUACAUGCAAGCAUGAGUACCAUCUUCAGUGCGUUCUUGAAUGGUGUCAGAGGAGUUCACAGUGCCCUAUGUGUUGGCAGCCCAUCAGCCUGAAAGACCCAACUAGUCAGGAAUUGCUUGAGGCUGUUGAACGGGAGAGGAGUUUCCGCUCCAAUCCAUCAAGAAAUGCCACCAUAUUUCAUCAUCCAGCUCUUGGAGAUUUUGAAUUGCAGCAUCUCCCUGUUGGGGUGGACAAUGCGGAGAUUGAGGAACGAAUUAUUCAGCACCUGGCUGCUGCGGCUGCAAUGGGGCAAGCCCGGCAUGCGGCAAGAAGGGAAGGGCACUGGAGGAGGUCGUCAACUCAAGGCCAUCCACAGUUCCUGGUGCUCUCCAGGAAUCCUAAUGCAUCUUCCCUACCUACGGUUCACAUGCCUUCCUCUCCAUCUUGGAGAGGAGAAGGUGAGCCAGCUCCUGGUAUUGUGGCCAACCUUCCUCCGCCCCCUCCGAAUGCUUUUGGGGAGGGUUCUCUACAGUCAGCAUCUUCCUACCCUCGAUCUCCUUUGCUAUCUGAACCAAAUGUCCUUUCUAGAAAUCAACGUGGGCUCAACUCGAACAGCAGGUCUCUUAAUCACUCUUCCCAAGGUGGUCAAGAUAGAUCCGGUCCAUCAGAUUUCCAAGCAUUUUCAGAAUCAUUCAAAUCCCGACUAAAUGCUGUCUCAACAAGAUACAAAGAAUCCAUUUCAAGGAGCACAAGGAGCUGGAAGGAGAAAUUUUUCUCCCGCAACUCGUCCAUGACAGAUCUUGGUUCCGAGGUUAGGAGAGAGGUCAAUGCUGGAAUUGCCACGGUAUCACGCAUGAUGGAACAUCUAGAAACGGGAGAGAACAAUAGAUCUGGCACUGCCUCCGUUUCAAAUGCAUCGGAAAGUAGUACGCCUUCCGAAUCAAACAAUGAACAUAGAACAGAAGGUGCUGGUGAUCAUUCUUUGAAUGAAAGAGAUGUUGAGGGCGCAAUUGCCUCUGGCUCUGGUUCAAGUGGAACAGCACUACAGAACUUGCAUCGGUGCUAGCAUCUUGUUGGCAAAGAGACAUGAUGAUGAUGAUGAUGAUGCAAUCUCCAUUCAGAAAGAUAACAGUCAGUCUUGAAUUGGACAUCGACAACUUACGAUUCUGAUUCUGAAAAAAAAAAAAACACGACCAGACAAAAAAAGAAGUCUGUAUGAGAUGGAAAAAGAACACAUCCGAAUACUCUCUUUGCAAUGGGAUCUCUAUCGGCGGGGUCUCUGCAUCUGCAUAUUCUGUAUCUGGAAAAACUUGACGAAAUCGAACCGAGUUUUAUUAUAAUGUUAUACACAUACACACAUUUAUGUAUAUGAAUGCAUGAUAUCUGUUUUAUGUGUACUAUAUUUUGUGCAGGUGAAGUUGUGAUACAUACAUGUCUUGUGACAAAAAUGUCAUUGUAUUGGCGUCGGUCCACUCCUUUUUGCUC
Messenger RNA from Tarenaya hassleriana, 1819 nucleotides. Its product is annotated as E3 ubiquitin-protein ligase RHF2A-like. Gene Ontology annotation, molecular function: ubiquitin-protein transferase activity. The coding region runs from base 210 to 1400 and encodes 396 amino acids. The record is from RefSeq and is a predicted model, not a curated record. Lineage: Eukaryota; Viridiplantae; Streptophyta; Magnoliopsida; Brassicales; Cleomaceae. The transcript is spliced from 9 exons.